GCAAUUGCUUGUAGUUGGGUUGGUUAGUCGGCUUGAUAAGUUUAAUCAGAAUAAGCUUUUAUUUUGCAUUUGCCAAAUACAAUGUACAUCACAACGGGCAAAACGUUUGCGGUGCUGAAAGGACCUUUACGUGAUUGUUUUUUUCUUAGUAAGAGAUGGCCAGCUGUUCAACAACUGCACUUAAGUGUCGCAAUGGGAAAUUAUGUGAAUGAAGCCUCAAUUCCCCUUCCAAUCAAUGUGGACUCUGCGGAAACAACUCGAUUCUCCCCCCAGCGCUCGCGUGACAUUUCGUCUACAGUGAUUAAUGCACAAGCACCAAUCUCAAGCAUUGAUAUCACAACUGACAACAGUUUUCAUGCAGUCCUAAGCGAUCCAAAUAUUUGUCAAGAUCCACAUGUACAGUCCUAUGAUUGUUUCGGGUUGAUCAGUCUUAAUUCCGCGAUGCAAAGCAAUGUACCAACACCGUUUGGGGGGCUUAACAAGUUUUCUCAUCUGAACAUGCCUGGCGGACAAUGGUCCCAGGAAUUCAAGUUUACAGCGCAAAACAUGCAGUGCUCUCACUACAGCGGUCUUCGCGAAAGUUUGCGAGCGGAUUGGGCGACUUACGAUCAGAAUGCUACUCUUAAAACGAAUGACCAAGGGUUGUUUAAUCGAAGAUAUUAUAGCACCCAAUCACCUAUGCAAAACUCUUCCACAAAAACACCUACAGGUGCAAAACUAAGUAAAAGUGAGCAGCUGAAGAGGGCAUUUAAGGAAUAUGGAGCGCCAAUUGUUGCGUUUCACGUAGGAAUUUCACUGAUUUCUCUUGCCGGUUUCUAUGUGCUUGUAUCAAGUGGCAUAAACUUGGUCCCAGCUCUGGAGUGUAUUGGAAUUGCAUCACCCGCUAUUGUAGAAAAAGUGGCAACGGGGAGCACCUUUGUUGUUGCGUAUGCCGUACACAAAGUCUUUGCCCCUGCUAGAAUAAGUAUCACGUUAGGUUCUGUGCCAUUUGUUGUACGCUAUAUUCGAUCUAAGAAAUCGCAAAUACCAAAGCCAAAAAAUACUUAGAGUUGAGAACAAUGAAGUCCUUUCAAUAAGGGAUUUCAUUUUUUAUAAUUUGUUUUUUAAAGUUUAGAUGGAAAUGUUUAUUUGUAGGAAAAGCGUACUACUACCAUCUAGGCAGAUUAAUCUAAUGAGAAAUUAUUUGCUUAGCUAUUCAAAGCAAUGAAAAGACGAGGUUUAUAAAGCG
Drosophila melanogaster (fruit fly) is the source of this 1228-nucleotide messenger RNA. RefSeq lists its product as uncharacterized. NCBI's taxonomy places the organism in Eukaryota, Metazoa, Arthropoda, Insecta, Diptera, Drosophilidae. The transcript is spliced from 4 exons. The coding region runs from base 82 to 1047 and encodes 321 amino acids. The record is from RefSeq and is marked reviewed.